Molecule: messenger RNA, 1002 nt
Organism: Photinus pyralis (common eastern firefly)
Lineage: Eukaryota; Metazoa; Arthropoda; Insecta; Coleoptera; Lampyridae
Product: protein RER1
Exons: 6
Coding region: 181-771 (196 amino acids)
Biological process (GO): protein retention in ER lumen; retrograde vesicle-mediated transport, Golgi to endoplasmic reticulum
Cellular component (GO): Golgi membrane
Source: RefSeq, a predicted model, not a curated record
AUGCAAACAUUUGCGAUUAAAAAAAUUAAAUUCCCUAAUUAUGUGAUCUUGUGUCACACAAGCGUUGAGUGAUUGACGUGGAGCUUGUAUUUAAUAUUUAUAUAAAAAUGCAAUUUUAACGUUGUGUACCUUACCUACUAGUUGUAAAUUUUUGUGUAUAGAUAGUUCAUUUAAGGCAAAAUGAUGGAGGAAGAUUUAAUAUCAUCCAAUAAUCGAAAAGGCGUUAUAUCGCAAGCAUGGACACGACUGUCACAGAUAUACCAAGGUACUUUGGAUAGUUGGACGCCGUAUACUAAGUGGCGUUGGUUGGGAACGAUAGUCGUCCUUAUAGUGUUUGGUAUAAGAAUAUUUACUAAACAGGGGUGGUACAUCGUCACAUACGCUUUGGGCAUUUAUCAUUUAAAUUUAUUUAUAGCGUUUUUAACACCAAAAAUUGACCCAGCGAUGGAUUUUGAUGAUGAUGUUGGUCCCGAAUUACCUACAAGAGCGAAUGAAGAAUUUCGGCCGUUCAUUAGGAGGUUACCAGAAUUUAAAUUUUGGUACUCUGUUAGUAAAAGUACUUUAAUCGCUCUAGUGUGCACAUUCUUCGAGUGCUUCAAUAUUCCAGUAUUUUGGCCUAUUUUAGUUAUGUACUUUAUUACCCUAUUUUGUAUAACAAUGAAGAGACAAAUCAAGCAUAUGAUCAAAUACAGAUAUAUUCCGUUCACGCAUAGCAAGCCAAAAUACCAAGGACACGAAGAUACAGGGAAAGUGGUUGGUGCACCCAAAUGACCUUUUUUAUAAGCAAUAGACAAAUGAUUUACUUCAAUACAUUAAAGGAAGAUGUACCUUACAAUUGAUGUACACCAAGACCUUCUCAUAAAACCUGUUGUUUUUUUUACACUGCAAAUUGGCCAUAUACAUAUAAACUAAAAAGUUCUUUUAGCAGGAAUAGUGUAAUUAAGCACUAAAUAAUUAUAUUCUUUAUAUCAAAUGUGAAUAAAUGUUUUCCAUAUUAGUUAA